Molecule: messenger RNA, 2190 nt
Organism: Lycium barbarum (goji berry)
Lineage: Eukaryota; Viridiplantae; Streptophyta; Magnoliopsida; Solanales; Solanaceae
Exons: 4
Coding region: 1-2190 (729 amino acids)
Source: RefSeq, a predicted model, not a curated record
AUGACUAGUUUUGCUGAGGGUGACAGGAAUACAAGGUACUUUCAUAGUAUUGUGAAUGGUAGGAGAAAGAGAUUGCAGAUCAGAAGAAUUCAGAAUCAGCACGGAAUAUGGAUAGAAGGGGAGUCACUUUUGGCAGAAGAAGGUUGUAUAUUUUACCAACAGCAGUUCUCUCAAGAGGUUGAUCCAUUAGACUUUGAAUUGCUACAACAUGUUCCAAGUAUGAUGGAUCAGGAUACUAACAAUCAGCUGGUAAACAUGCCAACUUUAGAGGAGGUGAAGAAGGCUGUAUUUGAAUUAUCUGCAAACAGUGUUGGUGGUCCAGAUGGUAUGAUUGGAAUAUUUUAUCAGGUGUGUUGGGACAUUGUUGGUGCUAAUGUAUACAAUCUUGUGAAAGCCUUCUUUGAUGGGAAAACUCUUCCAAAGUCAGUCACUAAUACCAACCUGGUACUAUUACCAAAGAAGAAUAACAUUGAGACCUUUGCUGAUAUGAGACCAAUCAGUCUCACCAACUUCAUCAACAAGGUUAUUUCUAGAGUGGUUCAGGAUAAACUGGAUGGCAUUCUACCUUCUCUGAUAUCUCCCAACCAGUCUAGAUUUGUUAAGGGCAGAUGUAUCAUUGAAAAUGUCCUUCUAACUCAAAAAGUUGUGACUGACAAUAGACUAAGAGGAAAACCAGCUAAUGUUGUACUUAAGCUUGACAUGGCUAAAGCAUAUGAUAGAGUAUCAUGGAGUUACUUGAUCAGAGUUUUAAGUAAGAUCGGAUUUGCAGAAAUUUUCAUAGAUAUGGUUUGGAGGCUAAUAGCAAAUAAUUGGGGUGUAAAACAAGGAGAUCCACUCUCUCCUGCUUUGUUCAUCUUAUCUGCUGAAGUUUUAUCUAGAACAUUGAACUCUUUAUUUGAGAAUAAUGAUUUUAGAAGUUAUGAAAUUCCCAAAUGGAGUGCAAAUCAGAACCAUCUGGCAUAUGCAGAUGACACAAUAAUUUUUUCAUCUGCUAAUGCUAGAUCUUUGGAGCUAAUUAUGGAGGUGGAGAAUAUUACUGGUUUUAAAAGAGGCACUUUUCCUUUUACAUAUUUGAGUUGUCUUGUCACACAUUUAAGGAAGAGGAAGGCUGAUUACAAUGAUCUGAUCAAGAAAGUCAAGAAUAGGCUAUUCUUCUGGAAUAAUAGUGAGGAAGGCAGAAGAAGACACUGGUCAUCAUGGCUAAACUUGUGUAAGCUAAAAGAGGAUGGAGGAGUAGGCUUUAGAUCUUUGUUUGAUGUAUCUAAAGCCUUAUGUGCAAAACUUUGGUGGAAAUUCAGGACAACAAAUACUCUAUGGGCAAGCUACAUGUGGAUCAAAUAUUGCAAAAGGCACAGUCCUCAGACUGUGCAGUGGAAGGGAGGUUCUCAAGUAUGGAAGGCUAGGAUAGAGGCUAGAGAUAAUAUAGAGCAAGAAAUAUGGUGGGAACCUAGGAGUGGAACUGCAAAUGUAUGGUUUGACAACUGGACAAAGCUAGGGGCUCUAUAUCACAUUAUUGCAGAUGAUUUUGUGAUAGAUGAGGGUGUUCAAGAUGUAAAAGAACUUAUGUUGCAGGAUGGUUGGAAUAUAGGAAGACUGCAGCAGUUAUUCCCUAUGGAUAUUGUGGAUCAUAUAUUAGAAGAAUUGCACUUUCAUGAACCAAAAGAAGAGUGGGAUAGGCCAAGAUUGAUGAUGACAGCAUCAGGCAAAUUUAUUGUAGGCACUGCAUGGGAAUUACUGAGGAGCAAAGCAGUCAAGUCAGAUGUCUUUAAGAACAUGUGGAUAUCAGGGGUACCUUUUAAGAUAUCCUUCUUUUUCUGGAGGUUGUGGAAGUACAAAAUACCAGUUGGAGAGGUAGUAAGAAGGAUUGGGGUAGAUACUGAGGCAACCUGUUACUGCUAUGAUUAUAGGCAAUAUGAAACUGUGGAUCAUUUGUUUGUUACAGGAAAUGUUACAACAAAAGUGUGGACUCAUGUUAAAACUGCUGUUGGCAUCACAACACAGUUUCAACAAGUCAGGCAGAUUCUUCAAGUCUGGUGGAAUGCAGAUUGCCCCGCAAAGUUCAGAACCAUCUUGAAAGCCAUUCCAAUGGUCACUAUGUGGCAGAUAUGGAAGUGGAGGAAUACUGUCCUACAUGGAGGGAGGAUGUCCAUCAACAAAGUGAUUUAUGAAAUAAACAUGAUCAUAUAUUAG